Molecule: messenger RNA, 3885 nt
Organism: Closterium sp. Naga37s-1
Lineage: Eukaryota; Viridiplantae; Streptophyta; Zygnematophyceae; Desmidiales; Closteriaceae
Source: the annotation of a GenBank genome assembly
AUGUCCCGUUCACUCGCAGCUUUCAAUCCUUCCUUAAGACUCCUCUCCUCGAAUUUGUCGCAUGCACACCGUCCCUCGCGACGCGACCGCACCUCACGCCAGCAUGCCGUCGUCGCUAGCCGUUCCGUGCCGUUGCGCGCCGAGCCUCGCGCCGGCCACCCAACAGUCCAAUCAUCGUCUUCCCCCAACGCGCAGAAAUCCGUGCGCGCGUCGGCAGUUGCGGCGCCGAAAGAAGGAGUGCAGUCGUCGACCUCCGCCGCGGCAGAUGCGCGAUCGGCGGCGGUUGGCGGAAGUGGCGCGGGGCGAGCAGCGGAAGCGGAAACGUCGGCGGUGGUGCUGCUGGACGUGCGCGAGAUGAUGUGCGGGGGAUGCGCCGCCGCCGUGCGCCAAGUGCUGUCGGAGCAUCCGCGCGUGAUUAGCGCGGGCGUCAAUCUCGUCACCGAAUCCGCCGCUGUUACCGUCUCCCUCCGCGCGCCUGAGGCUUCCGCUUCCCCUUCCGCCUCCGCUUCCGCCGCUCCUUCCGCCACCGCUUCUUUUCCCCCCGCUAUUGCGAAGGCGGGCGACGAGGCGGCGGAGCUUGAGGCGCUGCGCGCGGAGCUGGCGGAGCUGGUGGAAGACGCGGGGUUCCCCUGCUCCGUGCGGCGCGCGGGGGAGGCGGACGAAGAAGGUAGGGACGGACGAAGUAGCGUCUCCCUCUCUCCCUUCGCUUGUCCACCUCCCUCGUCCCUUCUCCAUCGUCUCCCAUCGCUCUCUCCCCCCCAACCCCCCGCCACAUCCCCCACCAGCGGAGGCACGGCGCAGGGAGGCGGCGGAGCGGAGGCAGCGCGCAGUGGCGCGUGCGCGCGUGGACGUGCACCCGCAUUCCACGCUUCUCCUCCAUCCGCCCCCUCGUGUUUAGGCACCCCCUCCCCCACACACCCCGCCACAUCCCCCACCAGCGGAGGCACGGCGCAGGGAGGCGGCGGAGCGGAGGCAGCGCGCAGUGGCGCGCGCGCGCGUGGACGCCCAUGGAUGGCGGUGCUGGACGACGUGAGAGCACGCUCCGCCAUCGCUGCCGUCGCUCUGCUGUUGAGGCGCCUCAACAUAGCACUCCUUAUAUGCACAUCCCUCUACCUAUGUGUCUGCCCCAUCUCUCCCCUGCCAGGCCCAUGGAUGGCAGUGCUUGACAACAUGAGAGCACGGUCGGCCAUCGCUGCCGUGACGCUGCUGCUGUUGAGGCACAUUCCUCAAGCCCGCAUUCCCCUGUCUGCAUGCCUCCGUUCUCCCCCACUGCCACUCGUCUGUUCCCCCUCUUCCACGCCAGGCCCAUGGAUGGCGGUGCUGGACGAUGUGAGGGCACGCUCCGCCAUUGCUGCCGUCGCUCUGCUGGGGCCCGCCAGAGACCUGCUUGUGGACGGCAUGAAAGCGCUGCUGCGUCGGUCACCCAACAUGAACUCCCUCGUGGGGCUCGCCUCCCUCGCUGCCUUCUUCAUUGGCGUGGCGGCACAGCUGUACCCGGACCUGGGCCUCGACUCCUCCUUCACUGAUGAGCCUGUGAUGCUGCUGGCGGUGGUGCUGCUGGGUCGGUCCCUAGAGGCCUCUGCCAGGGCGCAAGCCUCCUCCGACCUCAAUGCCCUCAUGUCGCUACUGCCCUCCACGGCUCGACUGCUAGUGCAAGACGACAGUACUGGGGGCAGUGAGCAGGGGGGAGGGGGGGAAGCAGGCGGGAGCACAAAUGGACUGCUGGCCUCUCUGAGUGCCUCUGGAGUGGGGAGUGGGGGUUUGAGUGAGGGGGCAGGAGGGGGGGUGGAGAGUGGGAGUGAGGAGGAGGGAGGGGAGGGGCUGGCGCUGAGCAUGGCGGCGUGGGUGCAGGUGCCGGCCAAUCACGUGCGCCCGGGAGAUCGGGUGCUGGUGCUGCCUGGUGACGUCAUCCCUGUGGACGGCGUGGUGGAGAGUGGGCGCAGUGCAGUGGACGAGUCAUUGCAGACAGGAGAGGCGGCCACAGUGCCCAAGCGUAGAGGAGCUACUGUUGCUGCUGGCACCGUCAACUGGGAGGGCCCUAUAGUGGUGUCAGCAACAGCAACAGGAGCAAGCUGUGCCGUGUGUGAGAUGGCACGGCGGGUGGAGGAUGCACAGCAGCGCACGGCACCGGUGCAGCGCCUAGCAGACGCCAUCGCAGGGCCGUUCGUGUUCACCAUCAUGAGUCUCUCCGCUGCCACCUUUGCGUUUUGGUACACAGUGGGGGUGCACCUAUACCCAGCCGUGCUGCUCUCAGACUUUGCAGGCGACGACUCGGAUCCUCUCGUGCUCAGCCUCCGCCUCGCCAUCAGCGUGCUGGUGGUCGCCUGCCCGUGUGCGCUCGGCCUCGCCACGCCCACCGCCAUCCUCGUUGGCACGUCCCUGGGUGCGAGGAGGGGGCUGCUGCUGCGCGGGGGAGACGUGUUGGAGAGGCUGGCAGCGGUGGAUGUGGUGGCGUUUGACAAGACCGGCACGCUGACAGCAGGACAGCCCCAGGUGUCUGCUGUGGUGCCUGCAGCCCACCUGCCGCCCACCACUCUCCACCACUCACAAUCCCACUCCACCUCCCUCAACCGAGACCCAGCCACAGCAUCAAGCCGCAGACACACCACCACCACUGCUACUGCCGUUGCUACUGAUUCAGAUACUGCCACAGAUACUGCCACUGAUACUGCCACUGAUACUGCCACUGAUACUGCCACUGAUACUGCCACUGAUACUGCCACUGAUACUGCCACUGAUACUGCCACUGAUACUGCCACUGAUACUGCAACUGUGUCUCUCCUGCAACUGGCAGCAGCAGCAGAGGCCACCACUCGCCACCCAGUAGCCGCCGCCAUCACCGCCCAUGCCGCCCGCCUCUCCGCCGCCCCGCUGCCGCCCGUUUCGUCUGCUCUCACUGUUCCCGGGCGGGGCGUGGUGGCUGUAGUGGACGGGAGGGAGAUUCACGUGGGAGGCUUUGAUUGGGUGGCGAAGCACUGCUUGGGGGGGACAAGGGAGAGGGAGGGGCGGGGAGGGAGCGGGAAAGGGAGUGAGGUGGAAGGGGAGAGGGAGAGAUGGCGGAGAGUGGAAGAGGGGGUGUUGAGAGGGGAGUGUGGGGGCGUGGGAGGGAGUGUGGAGGGAGGGGAUUGGGGCAGCAGGGAUAGCAGCAGCAGCCACACGUUUGUGUAUGUUGGUGAAGUGAGGAGCGAGGAGGAGAGGAGUGAAGGGGACACGGGCGAGGGAGGAGAGGGGGAGAGGAGGGGGGCGGCGGAGGAGGGAAAGAGUGUGGGCGGCAUUCUGGGAUGCAUCUGUGUGAGCGACUCACUGCGCGCCGAGGCAAAGGAGACCGUGAGCCGGCUGGAAUCGCUGGGAGUGUCAGCGUCGGUGCUGUCGGGCGACAGGCAGGCUGCAGUGACGCGCGUGGCCGAGGCCGUUGGCAUCGCUGGCCCCGGGAAGGUUCUUGGAAGGCUGCUGCCGGAGGGCAAGGCGGAGGCGAUUGAGAGCAUGCAACGGGACGGUCACAGCGUGGCGAUGGUGGGAGACGGCAUUAACGACACCCUCGCCCUGGCCCGUGCAGACGUGGGAGUGGCAGUGCCUCCCCCGGGUGCCACCUCCGCUGUCAUGAGUGCUGCUGCCGAUGCCGCUGACCUCGUGCUGCUCGGCAACCGACUCACACAGCUAGUGGAGGCGGUGCAUCUAGCGCGGGCCACAAUGAACCGAGUGCGUCUCAACCUCGCAUGGGCCCUCGCAUACAACUGCCUCGCCGUGCCCCUGGCCGCUGGGGCCUUCCUCCCGGCUUACGACAUCGCCCUCACACCCACGCUUGCCGGGGGGCUCAUGGCAGGGAGCUCUGUGCUCGUGGUGGUCAGCUCGCUGCUGCUGCGACUGCACAAGGCACCGCAGUGA